AUGGCUUUGAUUAACAAAAAUAUCAUCUUAAUACUUGUAAUAAUUUCUGAAGUGAUACCGAUUCAAAUUGAUAGACAUGACGGAGAAAUAGUAGACGACACAACACCGAAAUCACAGUUGAAUAAGUGUUUAAAUGUUAAAAGAGGUGCAGAAGUAGGAGUGUGUUUUGGUGAAGAAUUAUUAGCUAAUUUAAAUCAUUACGAUGAAACGGAAUCAUUCAGUUUGGCUACUGGCGUCUCUUUCUUACGAGAUGAGAAGACACCAAGAGGUUUGGGAAACUUCUUGGAUAAGGAUCCUAUGGAUUACAGAUCGAUAUUAGAAGACGCGAGCGAGUUAAUUUCAAAGAGAUCGUUACAUUGGGACAUGAGUGGACUUUGCCCAGGUCUUGCAAUGAGAAUUGGUCCUACUUUAUCUAAUGGAGUACUCGAAUUUGUAUUAGAUUCAAGGAUUAAAGAUAGAGGUUAUCAACAAAAUCAUGGUGAAUUAACGACAGGUCGUCUACUGAUACGGAAUCUAUUAGUCCCAUUUCUUCUCGGUCUCAAAUUUCAUAUCGCAACGUUAUUGCCAUUAUUACUUGGUUUAGUACUAUUAGCCAGUAAAAAGGCUUUUCUUGUAGCCAAAGUAGCUCUUGCUGCAGCAACUUUGUUCUCUGUGAAUGGUUACGGAGGACAAUAUUUCUCCGGAUUUGGUCCAACACCGCCACCCACGUUUACAUCGACGGAGGAUUUCGGACAUUACCACUCUUAUCCUGGAGGUUAUUACCAUAGAAGACAGUAUAAGGAGAAAUCAGCAGAACAAACGACAGCAUCACCGAUAACUCCAGACGAAUUAAGAGAUAGAUUAGAACGUUUGUUUACCUCUAAGAAAAAUAUUGACGAAACAAGAGAGGAGACGAAAGUUCGGAAUGCAAGAAAUUAUGCUUGGACGCCGAUUACUAUUCGACAUAAUUAA
This is a messenger RNA of Papilio polytes (common Mormon), 951 nucleotides long. RefSeq lists its product as uncharacterized. The coding region runs from base 1 to 951 and encodes 316 amino acids. Lineage: Eukaryota; Metazoa; Arthropoda; Insecta; Lepidoptera; Papilionidae. The record is from RefSeq and is a predicted model, not a curated record. The transcript is spliced from 4 exons.